Molecule: messenger RNA, 3564 nt
Organism: Apis florea (little honeybee)
Lineage: Eukaryota; Metazoa; Arthropoda; Insecta; Hymenoptera; Apidae
Gene: Haspin
Product: haspin
Biological process (GO): intracellular signal transduction; protein phosphorylation; mitotic cell cycle
Cellular component (GO): cytoplasm; nucleus
Molecular function (GO): histone H3T3 kinase activity; ATP binding
Source: RefSeq, a predicted model, not a curated record
CUAUAAAAAUAAUAUUACAUUGUAAAUAAUAAAUAUUUUAAUAUAUUUUCUAUACUAUUGACAUAAUUUUUAUAUUCAUUUAACAAAAAUUAAAGAAGAAGGAUUUAUAUAGAGAAGUUAUAAGAUUAUAAAGAAAAGAUUAAAAUGAAUCGCCGGUUUAAUAAACCUAUUCGUACUUAUGAAAGGAAAAAAAUUAGAGAAGUAGUAAUUUCAAUACCAAAAAUAAAUAAUUCAGAUGAUGCUAAUAAUAAAAAUAAUGCUUUGUUGAAUCAAAAUUUAAACGAAGAAAGUAAUGAUUCUAUGUAUGAUGAUCCUUUUGAGACUACAUUCGAUAGACUCCUUAAGAAUACGAGAAAACCUCUACCACCAGCACCUAAAACAUAUAAUGAUACAAUAUUAAUAACUAGCACAGAUAGUAAAUCUGAAGUAAGUAAUCAUAAGUCUUCAUUACUUGAAAUAUAUAAUUUUGAUACAAAAUUAAUUUCUAAUGAGAAAGUAAUGCAUAAAAAGCCAAAAAUGCGAGUUGUAAAGAAAACAAUAAUAAAAAAAAAAACAUCUAUAUCACAAAAUAGUAAAAAAUUUAAAGUAUAUAAAGAUGAAUCUCAAAAGAAAUAUGAAUUACGUAAAACAAGAAAUAAUAAAAAAAUAUUAUCUAAAAAUUUAAAUGUUGAUUGUUUAAGUUUUAAUUUUAAUGAAACUCCUCAAAGUAAAAAACGCAAUCAAAAUAAAAGAAAAACUUCUAAUAAAAAAUAUUUUGUAAAAAAGAAAAGAAAAGAUGAUAAUAAUAUCUCAAGAAUAAAAUCUUCUAAUAAUAUAGAAAUAAAAUCAUGUUACGUUAGUUUGGAUAGAUCCAUUGUAACACAAUGGAAUAAUAAGUUAAAUGCAAUAGAGAAUAAUUUAGUGAAGAAAAAUGAUAAAUUAUUGGAUCAAUAUUCGAUUAUUAAUACCAAUAUUGAUAAUUUUAAAUCUAAUAUUGAAAAUGUGAAAUGUUGUUCUAUUAAAAAAGAACAAUUAAAAAUAGAUUCAUAUGUAAAACCAUUCAACAUUGAGAAAAAAUAUAAAGAUAUAUUCAGUAGUACACCUAAUGGUAAACCUAUUAGACCAUCUGUUCAUUUGAUUCCUUUAUCACCAAUUUCUAUUGAACAUUUAAAAAAAAAUAAAAAUUCUAUAAUGCUUGCAAAUAAUACUUUAAUUAAUGAAAAUAAUGAAGUUUCAUUAGAAUCCAAAUUUAUAACUAAUGAUAUAUGCAGAAAUAUAGAAGAAAAAUGUGUAUUCGAAAAUAAAUCUAAGUUAUUAUCUAAUUUCAGUGAAUGCAAUUUAAAUCAAUUAGAAAAUAUAGAUAAAAAAAAUAUUAAUUUAUUGACUAUAUUUAACUAUACUACUAAUGAACAUUGUAAACAAAAAAGAGAAUCUUUAAUAAAAAUAGAUUCAGAACAAAAUAUUUCAAAAAAUCAAACUAAACAAGAUGAGCUAAAUAAAUUAAUAACACAAGAAUAUAAAAUUUCAAAUAUAAAAAUGGAUGAAUAUUACUUAAAAUUUUCUAUUGAUGAAAAUAACUCAUGUUCUUUAUUUGAUAGCAAUGAAAGUAUUCAAAAUAUAUUACAUAAUUUUCCUGAAGAAUCUAAGGAAAUUGAAGAUAAAAACAAUAGUAUACUAAUUGAACAAACUUUAUCAAAUGAAAACAAUAUAUCAAAUAAAAAAUAUUCUUCCAUAGAUAGUGAAAACAAUAUAUCAUCAUGUCAUGUAGUUUUAAAACAAUUGCAAGAUCCCUUUAGAAUUACAAGAAGAAAAAAAUAUUCUAAAUGGGAUCUUGAAUUAAUUGCAGAAGAUUCUAAUAAUAGUAUCAAAUUGAAAGAAAAAUCUAUGCAUUCAAAAAAAGAAAUUAAGGAUAAACAAAUAUUACAAAAAAGAUCAUCAAUUUUAGAAAAUGUAAUAGAGAAAUCUAAUAAUAAUAAUUGUAUAGAAAUAAAGAAACCUAUAUAUUUAAAACCAGGCAAAUCUUGGGCAAGAUCUUUAUCAAUUUUAAAUAAUAUACAAACUGAAUUUAAUUUAGAAAAAUUAUCUGUUGGAAAAGGUAAAAAAUGGAGAGAUAGUGUUCAGGAUAUUUUGAAUAUGCAAACACAAGGAAUUAUACAAAGUUGUAUAAAAAAAAAUGAUAGUGAUAAAGAAUUACAAAUAACUAAUGAAGUAAUUAAUAAAUCUGAACAUGAAUUGGUUAAUAAAAAGAGUAGGACCUGUGAUUCUACCAAUUUUGGACGUGUUUCAAGAAGGAUAUCAGUUCGUGUUAUUCCAAUUCAUAAAACAGUAAAAUCCAUUGAAGAUGCACCAUUUCUUGAAGUUUAUGGCAUUGUUCCUGUUAAAAGUCAGAGAUUUACAUUAUUAAAUAAUAAUCCUCGAAAAUCUUCUACAUGCAACUUUCAACAUGAUGAUAUUGAUGGUCAAAUUAUUAGAGAACAUGUAGUUUUAACAGCUAGAGAAGUUAUUUUACAAAGAUGUUCACAAAAGGAUUACAUAUCAUUUUCAACAUAUUUUUCAGAUUUAUACUUAGAACACUGUCGAAAAAUUGGAGAAGGUGUAUAUGGAGAAGUUUUUCUUUAUGAACAAGAAAAUAAAAAAUCUGUUAUAAAAAUUAUUCCUAUAGAAGGUAAUGAUUAUGUUAAUGGAGAACCACAAAAAAAAUUUCAUGAAAUAUUAUCAGAAAUUGUAAUUGCAAUGGAAUUACAUAAUUUGAGAUUCAAUGCAAGAUACAAUACUGAUGGAUUUGUAGAAGUAAAAAAUAUUAAAUGUAUAAAAGGAAAAUAUCCAGAAAGACUUAUAGAAUUGUGGAAUAUCUAUGACGAAGAAAAACAUUCGGAUAAUGAUUGUCCAUCAAUGUUUAAUGAUGAUCAGUUAUACAUUGUUCUUGAACUUGGACAUGGUGGUCAAGAUCUAGAAGCAUUUGUAUUUAAUACUGCAGAGGAAGCUCAUAUUUUAUUUCUACAGGCUGCAUUAGCAUUAGCUGUUGCAGAAAAAGCUGUUGAAUUUGAACACAGAGACUUGCAUUGGGGAAAUAUAUUAAUAUCUCCGACAACUGAAACUUAUGUACAUUUUAAAAUUGGACAAAAAAACAUUGAAUUGAUUAGUAAAGGUGUAAAGGUAUCUAUUAUAGAUUUCACUUUAUCAAGAAUAAAAUAUCAAGGAUGUAGUGUAUUUAAUGAUCUUGCAUCAGAUCCUACACUUUUUUCAGCUCAAGGUGAAUAUCAAUUUGAAAUAUAUCGAUUGAUGAGAGAUAAAGUUAAGAACAAUUGGCAAACAUUUGAACCUUAUACAAAUAUUUUAUGGUUGCAUUAUACUUUAGAUAAAAUGAUUACAGCAGUUAGGUAUAGAAAAAGAAAUUUAAAAACUCAUAAAAAUGGCAUAACAAAGUUGAAAGAAUUGAAAAAUGAAAUUUUGAUAUAUAAUAGUGCCUUUGAGUUUGUAACAAACUGUGAUAAAAUUGAUAAUUUAUUACACAUUAAUCCAAAAUCUGGGUGACACAUAUAUAAAAAAGAAAAUAUACAAUUGUAUAUAAACAGUAAAUAACAA